Molecule: messenger RNA, 3099 nt
Organism: Pieris brassicae (large cabbage white)
Lineage: Eukaryota; Metazoa; Arthropoda; Insecta; Lepidoptera; Pieridae
Exons: 4
Coding region: 167-832 (221 amino acids)
Source: RefSeq, a predicted model, not a curated record
UGUUUGUGUGGUUCUUAAAUAUUAUUUUCCUUUUCUGAUUUUAGGAAACUGCUCAAUUUUAAUGUAUCGUUAAUAAAGCACAAAGAAUAAAGAUCUGAUUCUGUUUUAUAUAAAUAUUGUUAUUAUUUAUAAAACGAUAACAAUUCCAAUAAACUUACAUUUCAAAAUGCAAGAGACCGUUAGAAACUCAAAUGAGAGAAAAUCUUUGUUUUGCUCAUUUCUCGAAAUCCUUGAAGCUCAAGAAAAACAAGCUGAUACUGAGCGACAACUACAAGAGGAGAAAUAUCAAAGAAGAACCCAAAUAAUUUAUGAUUUUCAUGAUCGUCAGCAGCGUAAGGCGGCAGAGUUGCAGAGGUGCCUAGAGUUUGUGUCGCAGCAUGCACAGGUGCUGGAGACAGUGUUGCGUAGUGGAGGGGAUGACGGGGUACCAUUGUCAGCUGCAAUAGUAAGACAGGCUGCGGCAUUGCAGCGCUGCAUGACACAAUGUGUUGCUAACGCCUCACGAAUACGACACUUGCUCGCCGCCGUGCAUCGUCCUCAAAUGGAUACUAUGCUUGCCAAGAUGGAAUCCGAGUUGAGUGCGUGGACGGCAUUCCUCCAACGCGCGGUCGACGCCACCUACAGCUCUGAAGUCACCAUAGACAACCUCCAUAAUUUGAUCGCGGAGCAGCGGCGCUGCGUGCGCGAGGUGUCUUCGAGCACGGUGUUCUCUUCUCUCUGCCGCGGGACGGAAGAGGCCGCGGAGGGAGCGGGGGGAGAGGACACUCCCCGCACGCCGUUCACGGCCAGGCGUCCCUCGGCCAUGUGCAGCACGCCCAUCGCCCGCGACUAGCCCCGAUCGGGCCUCGGCCUGCGCGCUUUCUGCUGUCCGUCGACUCGCCCUCGCUUCACUCUCACACAAUUUUACAGAACUAGCCCGCGAUCAACGAUGAACACAAUUACUGCACAAAAAUCGACUUACGAACAUAAAAUAAAAUUUGCCAAACUUUCGUAAAUUCAAUAUUUAUAUAAAAGUUUGUCUCUGAUUUCAAACAUGUAAACAACUCUGCUGUAUGUGUUAAUUCCGUUUAACCUUCAACUACUACACUUUAGCAUACGAUUCGGUGUAAGUAGCCGAUCUUUUGCAUUUAUAUUCCUAUUGAAUGUGUGACCCGGGCCAAGAGUAGAUAUCCGGUCCUGAGGGAUAUUUGAGCUAUAUAGGACCAUGGACUGGCCUUUUCGCCGAAGCUAAAUGUUGAUAAAUUAGUUGUAAACGCGUAUAUGUGUCUAGGUAAUGAAGUUGUAUGUCGGCUUGUUGGAUUCUGUGAACUUCUCGUGCUCCCUGAGCGUUAAACAAAAGGUGAAAUGAAAUUAUUAUAUUAACAAUUAUAUUGUUCGUUGACUCGUUGGAGACUUUAAUAUUUGUCUUAAAGUGUUUUUAUACUUAAACGUAGGUUAAGCAGUGUUAAACGUGUGUUUCGAACGAUUUGUACUUUUGCUAUGUCCACUAUAAAUGACUCUGUUCGUUGUGUACUUUUAUAAAUAAACGUUCGUAUAGUGUUUAGACAUGUAUCUACCUCGUUGCGGAACCUGUACUGCCAAGUUUUUGCCGAUUUUAAUAGAUUUUAGUAAAUAAAUCGUACGAUAGUCGGAGGUCGAGACGUCUCUUGACCGAGGUGGCCAAAGGCUUAGUUUAAAUCUUUUCCAGAUUACUGUUUGAUAUAAAUAUUCGCGGUGUUUUCAUCGCCUCGUGUUCGUGGCUUUUUCUCAAUUACAGCCAUUAUAGGCAAAUGUAAUUAAGGUUCUCGUUGUAGAAUAUCAUUGCUUAACAUUGUUUCUAUUUCGGAGCAACUCACCAGUUGGCCGCCGCUGUUGAUAAAUUUGAUAGAUAAACAUUGUUUGAUAGCUGUUAAGUUAGAUCUAAGUCUGGCUCUCCCUUUUUGAAUACGAGCUCAAUAUAGGCAAAACUCGUAAUUGUAUUUGAAGUUUUUGAAAACAUAAUCCUAAUAUUGAUGUUUCUUUGUAUUUAUUUUUUAAUUGACCGCUGUAAUAAGUUAAACGCGUUUGGGGUAUAAAAUAUAUACAGGGCGAAUUACAGCAUUUGUUUCUGAACGACCCCCAAAAUAUAUAUGAGCCCCGAUGCAAAGUAGUGCAGAGCGUAAAAUAUAGAUAGAAAGUAAACAUUGGUAAAAUAAUUAAGAACGUUUAAUAAAAAGCAAACCACAAUUUGAGGAACAUCUUAAAGUUUAUUUUAACAUAACUGAAAUUCUUCCAUAACUUUACAUAGCUUAUAAAAUUUAAUAAAAUAUUCUAAAAAAAACAACGCAAAAUAGUUCGUCUACCAGUUUGUUGUGUCGCCUUUGCUCUCAGUGACAGCUUUAAUGCGAAGAGGCCUGGUUGCAACCAACGCUGCACACUCCUCAGGCCCAAUUGACUCCCAGACAUCCAAGAGUUUAGCCCUUAAGUCGCUCUUCGAUCUUGAUGAAUUUUCCGGAGAACUUUUUUCAUUUACCCACCUUAGGGUUUCUAACGACGACAAAUCCGGGCUGUUAGAUGGCCAUUCCAUUGUAGGGAUGCUUUUCGCCAGUAGCCACGUCUGUUUUGUCCUUGCAGUAUGGCAGGAAGCACCAUCCUGUAAAAAAUGAAGGAAUCUUUAUGCUUAAGUGACGGAAUAGAAGGCAGUAAAUUCUCUUUCAGAAAAUUUGAUCCCAACUUCAAAUUUGGACUCGUCUCUUAAAAUGAUACUACGCCACUGAUCGGAAGUCCAAUGUAAAUGAUCACGAGCAAACUUCAACCUUAUUUUUAUUUUGUACAGCAGUAAACAGUGCUCGCCGCUUGCAACUCUAUGAAGCGCAAAUUCAGCCCACAUGGAAUACUGUUCCCACAUGACCGUAUUCAAGGAAGAGCGGUUCGAACUUUCGAUGACCAUUCCCUCUCCGAGCGGCUUGAUCCCUUGGAGUUGCUUAGAGAUGUAGGGUCACUCUUCAUCUUCUACCGCAUUUACCAUAGAGAGUAUUCAGAAGAGUUCACCAUUCCAUGACUGAGCGUUUUUCAAGACAAUUUUUGCCGCACCACCGCUUUGUGGAACCAGCUGGCCACAGCUAUUUCCGAACCAAUUCG